AUGUUACGGACCUGGACUCCCGGCGUGCGAUUAGCGCCUGUGCUGGUGGAGAUGCGUAAAUUCAUGGGACGGCAGAGUGGUGGAAUUGGUCCUCUGAUCACAUGCAGUCGUCUUGAUCUCCACCGAAGUGCCGUCAAAGAAAUGGGCAUGUCCAAGCAAGAAAGCAUUUCACUGCUCAAGGCGAUCCUCUUGCAACAGGUCGUCCUCGAAGACAGAAUUCGAAGCUACUCUCAGAAGGGUCUACUCUUCCUUGAGACGGACGACGGUAGCUAUCGCGUUUCAGUCCCAUACCCAUGCUUGUUGAACCUGCUGCAGGUGCUUGAUCGACCAGAGCGUUUUGAGAAUCUGUGGUGGACUGGCAACACUCCAGCAAAGAGCAGCUGGAGAACAAAGGCAUUCGAGGCUCUUUGCGCCAUUCGGAUUGCCAUCGAAAUGAAAGACUUCCCCUACGAUUCGCCACGUGAUCCUGACACGGUAGCGACGACAUUCGUGAGAGAGAAGAAGUUUUGCGUCUGCCUUGCAAAGAAACAGAACGAGGCAGGUGUGGACGCCAUCGGGGUUGAUUCCACAACGCAAGACUGGAAGGAGGUUGAGCAGUUCAUGAAUUUCACAGCAAAAACGGGUGUGGAGUGGGCCAAGAAAGCAGGGUGCAACCAAAUCCGUGCCAUCUUUGACACCGGGAGGGCGCCGAGAAAUUACACAUCCACAAGGCCAACUGAGCUUGAGGUUGACGGUGUGCAUAUCUCUUACACAGUCUAUGCGAAGACCGAGAACCGAAAAGACUGUGCAAUCAGGGCAAUGCCGAUCAGUACUGUCAGUACUUGGAUUCCUUCCAGCGUCAUGUGCUUCUGCCGAGAUGCCUUGACCGUGGACCAAACGCAAAGACGAGGGGGGCAGAUACAGUUUAAUGAGUUGCAGAAGCAUAGUCGCGAAACAGGAUGUGCGGACCAAGAGGAGAUGGUUCGCCAGUGGACACUUCUGGAGAAAGAAAGGGAUGAAGCAAACCAGGAAAGGCACGUGAACGACCUGCAGCGUGAAGCUAUUCAGCGGGAAAGGGAGCGAUUGCUAGAAGAGGGUGCCAGGUUGCAGGAGAGCAGGCUGGCCUGGCAGGGUGCCAUGCAAGAUGCAGAGCUGCAGCGACAGCAUGGUGAGAUCCAACAGGGCUUGCUUGAAGCUAAGCGGCUAGAGGAUGAACAGCGCCUCAUGUUCGACUCUGCUCGGGAGUCUGCUCGCAAAGAAGCGGAACAGGUUCACAAAGCAGCUGAGACGCAACGGCAAACUGAUGCUCUGGAGCACCAGAAACGAUUGUCGGAGCUCAAGGAAAAAGUGGCUGUUCUGCAGGUUGAAUUGACUCACAGAGAACAGGCCGCGCAGCCACCGCAACCUGACUUGAGUCACUUCGUAGACCAGCUGCUGCAGCAGUUCCGACCAGCAGAACCACAAUCGACGGGCUCUAGCGAGGAAAAGGAAAGGUCCCUUAGGGACGAAGAAAUCAAGCAAUUGCGCGAGGCGUGCCGGCAGGAACAAGCCGAAGUGGCUGACUUGAAGGCCGAGGUGCGACGCUUGCACGUGGAGUUGACGAAGCCGAAGCCCGCUGAGGCGGUCGAGAUGCAAAUGCCGCAACAGUUUUUGGAAACGUUACAAGAGCUUGUCCAACGGCUUCCCAUGCAAGCGGAGACAACGGACACGGAGGCAGUCUCCAAGGCAGGAGCGGCCAAAGCAGUUGCAACAAAAGCCGAGGAGAGGAGUGUGGCACAAGACCUGGAAAAGAAGGAGGAGCAUCUGGCUGCAGCAAGGCAAGCUGCAGCGAAUCAAGCUGACGAGCGGCGAGUUGCCGCAGAAGAAGCUCGGAAGACAGAGGAGCAGCGUCUGGCUGUGGAUAGAGCUGCAGCGGAGCGCGUUGGGGCAGAAGAAGCCCGGAAGAAGGAGGAGCAACGCUUAGCCCAAGAGGUGGCUGCCAAAGAAGCAGCGGAGAAG
Symbiodinium sp. CCMP2456 is the source of this 1977-nucleotide messenger RNA. NCBI's taxonomy places the organism in Eukaryota, Dinophyceae, Suessiales, Symbiodiniaceae. The record is from the annotation of a GenBank genome assembly.